ACCAAAACCCCAAUUGUACAAUGCAAGAAGCAGGUAGCGUGACGAAGAUCUUGCACAACCGUAGUAGAUAUUAACCGAUGCGCAUACGCAUCGUCACACACGCAAUCAAGCAACCGCCGAAAUGUACCGCAACAUCGCUUUAGUAUUGGCCGCCAUAGUCACCAGCCAUCUGUGUCUCGCCAACCCUGUGCCAGAUCCCACAUUCGGUCACAGAACUCACAUCAGAAUCCACGUCCCAGCUGAAGUACACACAGUCCACCACCACCAUGUGGAAACUGUGCCCAUCGUGAGAGAAGUGCCCGUGGUACACACCGUCCCGGUCAUCAAGCCUGUGCCUGUGAUCAACACUGUACAUGUACCCAUUGUUAAGACGGUGGCCAUUGAAAAACCCGUCCUCGUACCAGUCAGAGAGCACUACAGCUACUUGCAUUGAUGCAAAUACAUGGGGCCUUAGUAAUAAGCGUUUUUAAUCUGUUAUCUAAUCGAUUGUGUUAUGUUCCUUCCACUCCUGCGUGUUGGGGACAAAACAAUGAUUACUUAGCAUAACGGUAAUAAAGUUUAUUAGUAAGGAAGUUAGUUCACUCAUCAAAGCUUUAAUAGAUAGUUAAUGGUGACUGAUGAUGAUGGAGCGGAAAAGAUUACAGUAAUUAGAAAUAAUUGUUGUGAUCUCACGACGAUCUCAGUGAAUAGUCACACUCUUCGUAGAUUAAAAAUACAACAUUAAUUAAAGUUUGGAUUUUU
Molecule: messenger RNA, 741 nt
Organism: Zerene cesonia (dogface butterfly)
Lineage: Eukaryota; Metazoa; Arthropoda; Insecta; Lepidoptera; Pieridae
Exons: 3
Coding region: 122-433 (103 amino acids)
Source: RefSeq, a predicted model, not a curated record